Messenger RNA from Paramuricea clavata, 6070 nucleotides. The record is from the annotation of a GenBank genome assembly. NCBI's taxonomy places the organism in Eukaryota, Metazoa, Cnidaria, Anthozoa, Malacalcyonacea, Plexauridae.
GCCAAAGAAAUCUUCAACUACUGAUUUCUAGUUGUAUUCGGUGAAAACAGCAAGUGUGUUAUCAGUAGCAAGCAACAAGAUGGCUUACCAUAAAGGUUUCUCUGCAAUUUUGAUAAUAUUUUGUCUCAUCUAUGCGAACUUUUGUGCGCCAAACAAUGACCUGGAGAUAAGGUAUGCCUAUCAGCAACCGUUACAACUUUUUGCAAACUAUUUCAUAGAACUGCACGAGUUGUGAACUAAACCGGCGUUUGAAAAGAUUGUAAAACUUUCAAGGGAGUACUCACCCAACCUUAGUCACUUUUAUCUGAUUUAAGAUAAAAUGGAGAUAUAGAUGUAAUUUGGAAGCUGUUCGUUUCAAUUUCUCCUUGGGAAUUCAUAUAUUGCAGUCAGGGCCGUAUCGAGCGGGGGAGGGGGUGUAGGGGGUGUAACACCCCCUAAUAAUUGCUCAUGAGCAUUUUUAGGCAGAUUUUCGGUAGAUUUUCAGGUAAAUUCAGGUAGAUUUGCAGAAGAAAUUCGGGUAAAUUAACGCAAAUUCAGGUAAUUCCUAGGACAAGAGAAAGUUAAUUUACAAAAAUAACUAUGAAUGUGGAAAAAAGUUGAGGUAUUUUUACAAAAAUUUAGGAUAUUCAAGAAAUUUUAGGAAUGUCCGAAAAAAAUUGUGGUAUCUCCCAAAAAUUUUUUUGAUAAACGGAGAAAAUGUGUUAUGUCCGAAAAUUUUUUUUCUGUUUCGAAAAAUUUUGAUAUGUCCGGAAAAUUUUUUUUACCCCUAAAAUGGUACACUGACCGAAUUUGUUUAGCGACGGGGUGUGGGGGAGGUCGCAAAAAAUAGUUUUGGGAAAAACAAAUUUUUCAGGUAAAAUUUGAAAUGUUGAACUUUACAUACAUACAUACAUACAUGUAAUUUAUUCAAGAUAACAUUACAAAAAUCUUGAACAGGAAAUCGUGAGGUUUACCCUAUACUAUAGCAAUUCCCUACACUUUACAUUACAUCUACAAAGAACAACGAAUAAAUUAUUAACUUAUCUUGACCUACAUAUCCAUUAAUUUUCUAAGUCUGUUCGUAAACUGUUGCAGACUAUAUGAUUCCACAAUCUCAGAUGGAAGAUUGUUCCAUUUACUUACUAUUCUAACAAAAAAAUGAGUAUUUAUAGCAGUUUAUUUUUGCAGCUUUAAGGUACAACUUGUACUUAUGGUUUGCUCUAGUUCGGUUAUCUUUUGGAUAUUCAAAAAAAAUUUCAAACAAUAAACCAUUUGAGCCAUGAAUCGACUUGAAGCAUUCCACAAGUGACAAAUAUUCUCUACGUUUCUCAAGUGUUGGCCAUUUUAAUAGACAACAACGUUCUUCAUAAGGCAUUUCUCCCCGUUUUUGCUGUAAUGCAAGGCGCGAGGCUCUACGUUGAAAUAUUUCUAAUGCAACAAUGUCUUUGGCUAGAUACGAGCUCCAAACUGGAGCCGCACAUUCAAUAAUUGGUCUAACAAGAGUUUUAUAUAAAGUUGAGAAUACAUAUUGAUUUCUAGUACCAACAGUUCGUUCAAUUAUUCCCAAGAAUUUAUUAGCUUUGUUUAUGGUGAAUCCUACAUGUUCACUCCAAGAUAAAUCUCUUGUAAAGUGAACUCUUAAGUCCUUCACUCCAUUGGCACACUUUAGUUCUUUUCCCAGAAAAUAACUGUAUCUAGUUGUGUCCUUCCGGUGAGUUAUACGCAUUGUCUCACAUUUGUCCGCAUUGAAGCGAAGUUCCCAUUUCUUUGCGCAUUCGUCUAUACAAUUUAGAUCUAAUUGUAAUGCUGCUACACCGGCGUCAGCUUCCUUAAUUUCCCGAUAUAUUUUGGUAUCGUCAGGAUAUCAAAAUAUAUAGGGAAAUUAAGGAAGCUGACGCUUUCAGGUAGAUUUAACCAAACACUCCCCCCCCCCCCCGACGUGAGUUCAUCGCGACGGCACUGAUUGCAGUAACUUAUUUUAAUAUCUUAAAAAGUCAAUAGGGUGCUGAUGCAUGCAGCAGUGCACAUUGCAGUAUAAUUUGCAAACAAGUUUGUUAACAACAUGCAGUAAUGAACAGGUUUAGCUAAUUCGUCCAAGCUUAUUCUUAUAUAGAAAUGAAGUAAACAAUGAUGAUGUUGUUCAAUUGGAUGUCCAAGAUUCAAACUAUCCACCGCGAGGCCUGCAUGGGAGAGAUGGCAAGUUACCAGACAUUAUAUUUCAUAUAUUAUUUUGAUAAUUAGUAAUGUAUAUAACAGUAUUAUUCUCUCAAACUGAAAAGAUAGUUAUAGAUAAUGACAGUUACGUACCAUUUUGGUGAGCAUAAUAGGAAACAAAAUGUUAGUGGGUCUAUUCGAAAAAGAAAUAUGUAUGAUAGUAUUUGCAUAUAUAUUCGAAUAACAAAUUUCUUCGUUCUAUUUAGCUGUGAAUAUUAAAAGGGUAUCCGACGUCGAGCAUUAUUGAGUAGAACUCACGGAAACAAAUAAACUAAUUAAUCCCUUAUACUAUUUUAUGCAUGCCUAUCCGAUCUAGCAAUUAUAAGAAACUCUGUUUUAAGUCUCCUCCCGUUUUGUUGAUGCUACUGGCUCUCGCCUGCAUCAGUUUGGAUUAUUUUGCAUUUAUCACUCAAAAACCCCAGACAGACUGCCAUAUAUUAUACAACCAUGCAGAAAUAAAAGCCAGGUUUAAAACAUAAAAACUAAUUAAUUACUAAAUAAUAAUUUACAGGCACGAUUGAACUCUAUUCCAAUGAAAGCUUUAUCAUUUCGCCUAUCGUUUUAUUAAUAAAUUUAAUUAUGAAUAUCAUGGUAUUUUAUUUGCAAUAAUUAAUAUUGAACGAUUGUGUCGCCUUGACAACAGCAGAAAUGAAUGCCAAGCCAGCUCUUCUUUUAUCUUAUCUUCAAUUUAUCGCUAUAUGAAAUUUUUCGUUUCCAUGCAUAGGCCGAGAUGGACUUGACAGCAUUGUUCCAGGUACAGCAAAUUUCACUUGUUAAAUUAAAGUAACUUUACAACAUACUGGUGCAUGCAUGGCUGGUCUUAGAUAGAUAGACCAAAUGAUAAUUUCUUUCAUAAAAGUUGACAUAAAUACAUGGUAGCUUACUGCAGAAUACAAACUAAACUGGACUUCAAACAAUUAAGAAUUUUCGGAUCACUGGACGAAAUAACUGUAUGUAUUUCCUUUAGGACCACUAGGAAAAAUUGGACCUAGAGGAUUUCAGGAUGAACCAGGAGCAGCGGAGGGUUCCGGAGGAUUUGUCUAUACAAGAUGGGGUAGGAAGAGCUGUCGCAAAGGGACUACGCUGUUAUACGCGGGUGUGUAUAUAGACGUUAAGGACAAUGUCUAGAUUUUCAUUCCAGUCAUUAAAUCCUGGGUGAUAAAAGUUGUGUGGGUAACGUGAGCACCAAAACCAAGGGAAAACUUAAAGGCCGAUUUACACAGAAAAACUUUUUGCUUAAAACUGUUGAAGCGACCUGCUUACAACAUGAGCUAUAUUACGUAAAUCAUUAUUUAUACUAGAAAAUACAUGCACGCAGUAACCCUCACCUUGCUGACAAAACCAUUGUAUUUUUCGAACAUGAAGUAUCCAGAGCAGUUGUCAUGGUAACACGAUAAUUUUUUAAGCAUAUUCUUACAAAUCUGGUAAAAAUAUCACUUUUAAUUACAAAAUUAUCAAUUUCCCAACAUAUAUGUGUUAGGUAUGUUAUUAUACGUAAUAUAGGCUUCAAUUAUUUAAGAUAAAAUUCAACCACAAACGCUUCGCAAAACGUCUUAAAGUGUUCUUUAUAAAACUAAACAGCCCUUUAUAAUUAAAUGACUAUAUCGAUAAACUUUGAGUUUGCAAUAAAAUGAUUUCAAAUUCUCGCUUGCAAAUAACUUUGCUUUCUUUUUUAUUUAAAAAAUUCAAUAUAAUAUAAAAGGGAAUCAAUAUUAAAGAUACACUGAAAUUAUAUGCUGUCUUGUUUAGUUGUUUCAUAUACGCAAAGCCGUCGGUUUUUAAAUACAUUAUGAAUAUUAAUAUUUAAAACAAACUUACCUUCGUUAACGACGGCUCCCUUCUUUUAGCCGAUUCUUUCGCCCUUUCUUUAUGAGAAAACUUUUGAAAUUUACAAAAUCUUGCAAAAAUGCGAGUAAAAAAUUCAUUAAUCACAAAUCAAGAAAUGUUGCUAUUUCGCUGUCGUCAUGCAGUCGUUAUAAUGCACAUUUUAAAUUGGACCAAUCAGUAUCCGCUAAUCAUGACAGUCCGCCAUGUAUUUGAGAUCAGUGAGAAAGACCACAUACAGUUGUUCACCCACGCCCGCGAUAUUUGAUGAACCGCGAUAUUUGAUGAUGACUCCGCUAAUGCUUUCGUUUCCCCGGGUGUAAAUAGCCGGGGAAUUAAUACCCUCGCACGGCGCUUCGCGCCGUUGGCUCGGGGAUUAUUGCGUAAAUCACUAUUUGUGCGCUUUAAGGUUACAGGACACCCUUUUGGGCGUUUUGCGGAAAAUCGCUACUGCGCGCUCAAUAUCGGUCCGAUUUUAAUCAAAUUUUCACCAAAUAUUCGCCAGUGCAGGGAAAAUAUGGUAAAGGUUUAAAAUUAACAAACAAUAAUAUAAUGUAAGAAUUAUUCAGGAAAAUCUUAAGUCGCGGUGCCAUUACGCUUUUGAGUUGUGCUCCUGCUGGUUUUAAGUUAUAUUUAUGAAAAUAUCAUUUUUAUUCAGCAAAAUAGUUGAUCUAAAAAACUGUGUUCGGAAAUUUUUGUUUAUUUCGUCUUUCCGCUGAUAUGGCGAUUUCUUUGAUGACUGCAAUAUAUUUCUGAAUUGUUUAAGUGAAUUGCUCUUUAUUAUUAAAAUAUCCAAAAUUUAAAAAAAGCCGAACAACGUCUUUAGCUAUAUCCAGUGAAAAUUUGAGAAAAAUUGGUUAAAACCCGCAGGAGCACAACUCGUUUGAAAACCAGUAAUUACCGUAAAAUUCUUCGGGAGAAAAUUGAAUUUGAAUAUUACAUUUUCAAUGUUUUUCUUAUUGCAGCAAAAUGUAUUCUAUUAAAUAACUCUGCGAGUUUUCAACAUUUUUCGUCCAAACUUGGUCAGAUAGUAGAAGUAGUCUAAUGCCUUCAUGGAAACCAAUAAAAAAAUUUUAGGCAAAAUUAACAUUCAAAGGUGUUCUGUAACCUUAAUUACACAUUAUAACUCAGCUUGAGUAAACAGGUUGCAUGCCGGAGUUCUAGCUAGAGUUGUGUAGUGUAAAUCGGCUUUUAAAACAUCAAAGAGAAAUACAUUCAUGCGCGAAACAUGGAAAUCAUGCUUUGAUUCGUUUCUUCACACUACUGCUUUUGCUUACAGGUGUAAUGGGUGGCUCGUACUAUUCUUACGGUGGUGGUUCAAACUAUCUCUGUAUGCCACUCGAUCCAACAUACGAUAAGACAGUGAAUGGCAACCAAGGUUACUCAUAUGUAUAUGGAAUUGAAUACGAAAUGGGUGCACACGCAUCUCUUUUCCCUGAGAACCUUCAUAACCAUGACGCAGUCUGCGCCGUGUGCUUUGCUGAGUCACGUGGAAGUCAGGUGAUGAUCCCUGCUCGCAACGUUUGUCCAAAGGGUUGGACCCGAGAGUAUACCGGUUACUUAAUGUCGACACACAUUUCGUAUAAACGAAGUGAGUUUAUUUGUGUAGAUGGUGCCCCAGAAGCUAGAGAAGGAACUCGAGCAAAUUUAAACGGUGGUUUGUUGUAUGUGGUUGAAGGUCGUUGUGGUUCUUUGCCGUGUCUUCCAUAUAAACAAGGUGCGGAAUUGACAUGCGCAGUUUGCACCAAGUAAUGAACAUUCAACAUUUUCAUGAUUUAUUCAACUUUGUUUUAAUUGACGAAAUAAACGUCUAUUAACUCUAUUAUUUUUUCAUUAUUCCAUUGUAAUCAAUUCUUUAUGAACGGUUUGGCAACUUCUUUUAUCAAAUGUUGUAUUAUUAUUUGAAUUCUUCUGGUAUUUGAUUAUGUUUUCCCCUAGUGUAAGGUGGCGACAGCACUUUUUUCCCUGGGCACUUUUUUCACUGUCUUACAUCAACUGUUGGUCAUAAUACAGUUAUUAUAUAUUCAAUGUUUAUUUUUGUUUGUGAUUGGAC